Cornus florida is the source of this 2080-nucleotide messenger RNA. RefSeq lists its product as uncharacterized. Gene Ontology annotation, molecular function: protein binding. The record is from RefSeq and is a predicted model, not a curated record. NCBI's taxonomy places the organism in Eukaryota, Viridiplantae, Streptophyta, Magnoliopsida, Cornales, Cornaceae. Bases 280 to 1614 code for a protein of 444 amino acids. The transcript is spliced from 10 exons.
UUUUUAUACACACACACACACUCGUAUAUAUAUUUACAUAUGUUAUUGUUAUAUAUAUUUUUAAAUAAAUUUUCGGCCUCGAUUGACCAAAUACUAGAUCGCCGGAGUAUUAAAUAGGAAAAACAUAAAAUCGAUUUUUUCGAUCGAAUUUAGAAAAAAAGAUUGAAUUUUUACUUUUUGAAGGAGAGAUCUGACUACCUGGUCGAUUGAAUUUUCGAUCCUAUUCUUGUAGAUUGAUAAAUCAAAGACACAAAAAGGUAAAAAGUCGUGCGGGUCAGCAUGGCCUUCUUAGGUGAUGAAAUUGAUCAUGUAGCAGAUGACUAUGAAAUGGCAGAAGUAGAUGAUGAUAUAUAUUUCCGUGGUAGAGUAAUGGGUGACUCAGAUUCAGAUGAUGAUGAUGAAUAUGACCACUUGGACAAUAAGAUAAGUGAUACUUCUGCGGCAGAGGCUAGGGGAGGAAAGGAUAUUCAGGGAAUUCCUUGGGAGAGACUUAGCAUCUCCCGUGAGAAAUAUAGACAAACUAGACUAGAGCAGUACAAGAACUAUGAAAAUGUACCUCAAUCAGGGGAAGGCUCAGAGAAGGAAUGCAAGCCCACAAAGAAAGGUGGGGCGUAUUAUGAAUUCUGGCAGAACACAAGAUCUGUCAAGUCAACAAUCCUUCAUUUUCAAUUGAGGAAUUUGGUUUGGUCUACGUCGAAGCAUGAUGUCUACCUCAUGUCGCAUUUCUCUAUCAAGCAUUGGUCUUCUUUAAGCAGUAAGAAAACUGAAGUACUCGAUGUUUCUGGGCAUGUUGCACCACUCGAGAAACACCCUGGAAGUCUCCUGGAAGGAUUUACUCAGACACAAGUCAGUACUCUAGCAGUCCGAGACAAUUUGUUGAUUGCUGGAGGAUUUCAGGGAGAGCUUAUUUGCAAGUAUUUAGAUCGACCUGGAGUGAGCUUUUGUUCCAGGACAACAUACGAUGAUAACGCAAUCACAAAUGCAGUUGACAUUUACGACAGUCCGAGUGGUGCCGUUCAUUUCAUGGCUUCAAAUAAUGAUUGUGGAGUCAGGGACUUCGACAUGGAGAGAUUUCAGCUUUCAAAGCAUUUCUCCUAUCCUUGGCCGGUGAAUCAUACCUCUCUUAGUCCAGACGGGAAGCUUGUUGUCAUUGUAGGUGACAACCCUGAUGGGAUACUGGUGGAUUCUCAAACAGGAAAGACCGUCAUGCCUUUACGUGGGCACUUGGACUUCUCAUUUGCAUCUGCAUGGCAUCCAGAUGGUAACACAUUUGCCACUGGCAACCAAGACAAGACUUGCCGUGUAUGGGAUGCUCGGAACUUAUCCAAAUCUGUUGCUGUGCUUAAGGGAAAUCUAGGAGCCAUCAGAUCAAUUCGUUUCACAUCUGAUGGGCAGUUUAUGGCGAUGGCCGAGCCGGCUGAUUUUGUCCAUGUCUAUGAUGCAAAGAAUGGGUAUGAGAAAGAGCAGGAGAUCGAUUUUUUUGGGGAGAUCUCUGGCGUCUCUUUCAGCCCCGAUACAGAAUCUCUGUUCAUUGGAGUGUGGGAUCGCACAUAUGGUAGCCUUCUCCAGUACAAUCGACGCAGGAACUAUUCAUAUCUGGACUCUCUGCUUUGAGUUCGUAUAUGUGAUCCAUUUGUGAGUUCAUGCAUCCAUUCUUUUGGAUAUGUUAGUAUGCUCGAUGUUACAGUUGGUGUACAUGGAUGGGGGUGACAUAACUCAUGUUACAGUGCAGGAGGACAAUUUACUGCAAUUGUUUCUUGUUAUGGCACUGAUGUUCUCAAAUAAUGCUUGCUGUCAAUCUGUUGAACUUGAACGAGAUGGGUGGGGCAUGGAUUUUUUGUAUAGAUCAUUCGAUGAGGUUAAGAAGUGCUCGUUGUCAUAGCGCGAGAAUGGCAAAUUUCCUUUGUUAAUGACAUAACGCUGCACACAAUGUUAUUGAUGCAUUUGUUAGGGUAAAUUAUUCCAAUUUGUGCAAGAAUGGCCGGUGUUGCACUUGUCUUGGGGACAUGAACUUUUUGUGUUACAGAUGGUCAUUUGGUUAAUUAAUAUUAGUAGCGAUGUUGAUUAUGCAUUACAACUA